AUGCUUGUUAAUGAUAACUGUGAUACUAUUGUCCUAACUCUCUCUCUCUCUCUCUCUUUUCUUCCAUCAUACAGGGCAAUGUCUCCUGAUGGUGAAGCUAUUGUUACAGGGCAGGAGAUGGACACUCAGCAUCUGGAGUUUUUAUUUUUUCUUACCCUUUGUCUAUUUCCAUUUCUUUCCUUUCUUUUCUUUCUUUUCUUUUCACUGAUUGGGAUUCUUUCUUUCCUUUUCAGACGUCCCUUGUUUUUUAUUCUUUUUUCCUUUUUUUAUACCACCACAAAGACGGUCAUCUCGUCUGUCCGUUUCUUUGACAUUAUUUUCUUCUUCUUGAAAAAACAAUUAUUCCGGUUGCUUUUUUCUAUAAAUACCAUUUUUGUCAAGACUUGUCUUCUUCUUCCCUUUCUUUCUUCUUUUCUUCUCUUCUCUUCUUCUUUUUUCUUCUUUCUUUUCUUUCUAAGAUUCUUCCUUCUUGUUGUUGUUCUUCUUCUUCUUCUUCUUCUUCUUUUCUUUUUUAAAGCGAAUAGUCCUUUUCUUUUCUUUUCUUCUUAUUCUUUCCCGAUUCUUUUUCUUCUAUCUUUCCUUCAUUCUCGUUCUUCCUUCUUGUUUGUUGUUCUUUCUUCUUCUUCUUCUUUUUUAAAAGUUCUUCUUCUUCUUCUUUUUUUUUUGUCUUAUCUCUUUUUCUUUUUCAUUCUUAAUCUUUCCUUCUCUCUCUGUCUUCUUUCUUGUUGUUCGAAUAGUCCCUUUUCUUUUCUUUGUCUCCUUAUCUUCGAUUCUUUUUUUUCUCUUAAUCUUUCCUUCAUUUCUCGUUUUUCCUUCUUGUUGUUGUUGUUCUUCUUCUUCUUCUUCUUCUUCUUUUUUCUUUCUCCUUUUCUUUUUCCUUGUUUUUUCUUCUCUUCUUCUUUUUCUUUUCUUCUUCAUCAUUCUCUUCUUCCUUCUUGUUCUUGUUCUUCUUCUUCUUCUUCUUCUUCUUUUUUCCUCCUUCCCCCCAUUUUUUUUUCUUUUAUCAUUCUUUUCUUCUUUUUCUUCUUCUUCAUUCUCGUUCUUCUUCUUCUUGUUGUUGUUGUUCUUCUUCUUCUUCUUUUUCCUUUUAGUUAUUUUUCUUUCUUUUUCUUCUUCUCAUCUCUUCUUUUUCUUCUUAAUCUUUCCUUCAUUCUCCUUAGUCCUCUUUUCUUUUUUUCUGUUUUAUCACUCGAUUCUUUUUUUUUAUUCUUUCCUUCAUUCUUGUUCUUCCUUUCUUCUUGUUGUUCUUUCUUCUUCUUCUUCUUCUUUGUUUUUCCCUUUUCUUUUUUUUUGUCUCUUAUCCUCUUCUUUUUUUUUCUUUUCUCUUCUUCUUCUUCUUCUUUCUUCUUCUUGUUGUUUAUGUUCUUCUUCUUUAAUUCUUUUUCUUCUUCUUCUUCUUCUUCUUUUUCAUAUUCUUUUCUUUUUUUUGUUUUUCUUCUUCCUUCUUCUUCGUUUCUUCUUCUUCUUUUUUUUCUUUUCCCUUCUUCCUUUUCUUUUUUUUUGUGUCUUCUCACUCGAUUCUUUUUCAACUUCUUCUUCUUUUCUUCUUCUUCUUCGUUCUUCCUUCUUGUUCUUGUUGUUCUUCUUCUUCUUCUUCUUCUUCUUCUUAAAAGUCCCUUUUACCCCCUUUUCUUUUCUUCUUCUUUGUUCUUCUUUUUCAGUUCUUCUUCUUCUUUUUCUUCUUUCUUUUCUUCUUCUUCCUUCUUUCUUGUUCUUUUUCUUCUUUAUCUCUUCUUCUUUUUCAAGCAGAUAUCUUCUUCUUCUUCUUCUUCUUUUGUUGUUUUUUUCUUCUUCUUCUUCUUCUUCUUCUUCUUUUUCUUUUCUUUGUUUUUUCUUCUUCUUCUUCUUCCUUCUUUUCUUUCUUCUUCUUCUUCUUCUUCUUUCUUCUUCUUGUUGUUUCUUCUUCUUCUUCUUCUUCUUCUUCUUCUUCUUUCUUCUAAGUCUUUUUUUUCCCUUUUCUCUUCUUCUUCUUCUUCUUUUUUCCUCUUCUUUUCUUCUUGUUUUUCUUCUUCUUCAUUUCCUUCUUUUUCUUUCUUUUUUUUUUUUCUUGUUCUUCUUUCUUUCUUCUUCUUUUUUUGUUGUUGUUGUUCUUCUUCUUCUUCUUUUUUUUCCCUUAUUUUUCCUUCUUUUCUUCUUCUUCUUCUUUUUUUUAAAAGUCUUCUUCUUCUUUCUUCUUCUUCUUUCUUUUCUUGUUCUCCUUCUUCUUCUUCUUUUUUUCUUCUUCUUCCCUUUUCUUUUUUUUGUUCCUUAUUCUUCUUCUUCUUUUUCUUCUUUGUAAUCUUUUCUUUCUUUUCUUCUUCUCUUGUUCUUGUUCUUCUUGUUCUUCUUCUUCUUCUUCAAAGUCUUUUGUUCCUUUUCUUUUUUUCUUCUCCUUCUUCUUUUUUUUUUUUUAUUUUUCUUCUUCUUCUUUUUCUUCUUCUUUUCUCCUUCUUCCUUGUUGUUGUUGUUCUUCUUCUUCUUCUUCUUCUUUUUCAUUCUGUUGUUGUUGUUCUUUUCUUCUUCUUCUUCUUCUUCUUCUACUCGAUUCUUUUUCAGCCACGUUUCUUUUUCUUCUUCUCUUCUUCUUCUUCUCCUCUUGUUUUGUUCUUCUUCUUCUUCUUCUUCUUCUUCUUCUUCUUCUUCUUUUUGUUCUUCUUGUUCUUCUUCUUCUUUUUUCUUGUUUUUCCAUUUCUUUUAAUCUUCUUCUUUCUUCUUCUUCUUCUUCUUUUUCUUGUUGUUGUUCUUCUUCUUCUUCUUCUUCUUCUUCUUUUGUUGUUCUUCUUUCUUCUUCUUCUUCUUCUUCUUCUUCUUCUUCUUUCUUUUCUGUUUUUUCUUCUUCUUCUUCUUCCCUUGUUGUUGUUCUUUUCUUCUUCUUCUUCUUCUUCUUUUCUUCUUUCUUUUUGUUCUUGUUGUUCUUUUUUCUCUUCUUUUCUUGUUGUUGUUGUUCCCUUUUUCUUCUUCUUCUUUCUUCUUCUUCACUCUUCUUCUUCUUCCUCUUCUUCUUCUUCUUCUUCUUCUUCUUCUUUUUUUGUUGUUGUUCUUUUCUUCUUCUUCUUCUUCUUCUUUUUUAAUCCUCUUUGUUCUGUUCUUCUCUUCUUCUUUGUUUCUUGUUGUUCUUCUUCUUCUUUUUUUCUUCUUCCUCUUCUUCUUCUUGUUCUUCUUCUUUCGAUUCUUUUUUUUUUCUUCCUUCUUCUCGUUCUUCCUUCUUCUUGUUUUUUCUUCUUCUUCUUCUUCUUCUUCUUCUUUGUUCUUAUCUUCUUGUUUUUUCAGUCCUUUCUUCUUCUUCUUCUUGUUCUUCCUUUUGUUGUUGUUCUUCUUCUUCUUCUUCUUUUAAAAGCUUCUUCUUUUUCUUUUUCUUCUUUCUUCUUCUUUUUUGUUGUUGUUGUUGUUGUUCUUUUCUUCUUCUUCCCUUCUUCUUCUUACCUCCUCUUCUUCUUCUUCUUCUUCUUCUUUUCUUGUUCCCUUUUUUUUUCUUCUUCUUCUUCUUUCUUUUUUCUUCUUACUUCCUUCAUUCUUCUUCUUUCUUCUUCUUCCUUGUUGUUGUUGUUCUUCUUCUUCUUCUUCUUCUUCUUUUUUCUUCUUCUUCCUCCUUUCUUCUUUCUUCUUCAGCCUUCUUCUUCUUCUUCUUCUUCAUUCUUUUUGUUUCUUGUUCUUCUUCUUCUUUUUCUUCCUCUUCUUUUUCUUCCUCUUCUUUUUCUUCUCUUUUCUUCUUCUUUUUUCUUCCACUUUGUUUUUUCAUUCUUCUUCUCUUCUUCUUCUUCUUCUUUUCUUCUUGUUCUUCUUCUUCUUCUUCUUCUUCUUCCCUUUUUUUUUUUCUUUGUUCUUAUUUUCUUCUUCUUCUUUCUUUCUUCAAAGUUCUUUUUUUUCUUCUUCUUCUUCUUCUUCCCUUUCUGUUGUUGUUGUUCUUCUUCUUCUUCUUCUUCUUCUUCCCUUUUCUUCUUCCAUUUAUUCUUUUUCUUCUUCUUCUCUUCUUCUUUUUUUCUCUUCAAUAGUCCCUUUUCUUUUCUUUUUCUUAUCUUCUUCUUCUUCUUUUUUUUCAAAGUCUUCUUUUCUUCUUCUUCUUCUUCUUCUUUGUUGUUGUUGUUGUUGUUCUUCUUCUUCUUCUUCUUCUUCUUCUUCUUCCUUUCUUUUCUUUUUCUUAUCCUUGUUUUCUUCUUCUUCCACCAAAUAGUUCCUUUUUUUUUUUUCUUUCUUUUUCUUCUUCUCGAUUCUUUUUUUUUUUAUUCUUUCCUUCAUUCUUCUCUUCUUCCUUCUUGUUGUUGUUCUUUCUUCUUCUUCUUCUUCUUCUUCUUCUUCUUCUUCUUCUUUUCUUUUCUUUUUUCUUUCUCACUCUUCUUCUUUUUCAGUUUGUUCUGUUUCCUUCUUCUUCUUCUUCUUCUUCUUCUUCUUCUUCUUCUUCUUCUUCUUCUUUUUAAAGUUCUUCUUCUUUUCUUUUCUUUUGUUUUCUUAUUCACUUUUCUUUUUCAUGCCACGUCUUCUUCCUUCUUCUCUUCUUCUUCUUCUGUUGUUGUUCUUCUUCUUCUUCUUCUUCUUUUUUCUUCCUUCUUUUUCUUUUGUUGUUCUUCUUCCUCUUUUUCUUCUUCUUCUUCUUCUUCUUUCUUUCUUGUUUCUUUUCUUCUUCUUCUUCUUUUCGUUCUUCUUCUUUUCUUUUUUUCUGUUGUUGUUCUUCUUCUUCUUUUUCUUCUCUUCUCUUCUUUUUCUUCUUCCUUUUUCUUUUCUUCUUCUUCUUCUUCUUCUUCUUUUUCUUCUUGUUUUCUUCUUCUUCUUCUUCUUCUUCUUGUUGUUCUUUGUUCUUCUUCUUCUUCUUCUUUUUCUUCUUUUUCUUUGUUGUUUCUCUUUUCUUCUUCUUUUCUUCUUCUUUGUUGUUGUUCUUCUUCUUCUUCUUUUUCUUCUUCUUCUUCUUCUUCUUCUUCUUCUUCUUUUCUUUUUCUUCUUCUUCUUUUUCUUCUUCUUCUUCUUCUUUCUUCCUUGUUGUUGUUGUUUUUGUUCUUCUUCUUCUUCUUCUUUUUUCUCUUUUUCUUUUUUUUUUUCUUCUUCUUUCUUUUUUUUGUUUCAUUGUUCUUCCUUCUUCUUCUUCUUCUUCUUCUUCUUCUUCUUCUUUUUAAAUUUCUUCUUCUUUUUCUUUUUUUUUUCUUUUUUCUUUUCUUCUUUCUUCUUCUUUCUUCUUCUUGUUGUUGUUGUUUCUUCUUCUUCUUCUUUUUUUCUUUUUCCUCCUCUUGUUGUUUUUUUUUCUUUUCUUCUUCUUCUUCUUCUUUUUUGUUCUUUUCUUCUUCCUUCUUCUCGUUCUUCUUUGUUCUUGUUGUUGUUCUUCUUCUUCUUCUUCUUCUUCUUCUUCUUACCCUUCCUUUUCUUUUUCCUUCUUCUCUUCUUCUUCUUCUCCUUGUUUUUUCAAAGUUCUUCUUCUUCUUCUUCUUCUUCCUUCUUGUUCUUGUUCUUUCUUUCUUCUUCUUCUUCUUCUUUUUCCCCUGUUGUUUAGUCCUCUUCUUCUUUUCUUUUCUUCUUCUUCUUCUUCUUUUUUCAGUAUCUUCUUUUUUCUUCAUUCUCUUCUUCUUCCAUUCUUGUUUGUUGUUGUUCUUCUUCUUCUUCUUCUUCUUAAAGCCUUGUUCUUUACUCUUUUUUGUUUCUUCUUCUUCUCCUUGUUUUUGUUGUUGUUCUUCUUCUUCUUCUUCUUCUUCUUCUUCUUUUCUUGUUGUUGUUCUUUUCUUCUUUUUCUUCUUCUUUUCUUCUUCUUAUUAUUCUUCUUCUUUCUUCUUCUUUUCUUACCUUCUUCUUCUUCUUUUCUUCUUCUUCUUCUUCUUCUUUACUUUUUUUCUUUUCUUCCAUUCUUGUUGUUGUUGUUGUUGUUGUUGUUGUUGUUGUUCUUCUUCUUCUUCUUCUUCUUCUUCUUCUUCUUCUCUUUCCCUUCCCACUCUUUCACUUCUUUCCCUUCUACUUCUUCUAUUUCUCCAUUCAUUGCCUCCUCAUCUGCACAAAAUCAAUCCCUACUUUUCCUCUUUUUUUUUCUUGUCCAUAAAUCUACCCUUGAAAUGUCUCCACCCGUUCUUCACUCCACCCUCAAUAUCGAUCUUUCUCUCUCGUCUCUCGCUCUCUUUUCUUUGCUCUUUCGAAUACACAUUCUUGCUUUCAAUUCUAUCUGUGGAAAUCGCUGAUGUUAAUGGACUCGAUCUAACAAAAGUGUUGCAACUGAGACUCCACGGGGAUUUAUAA
Acanthosepion pharaonis is the source of this 6186-nucleotide messenger RNA. NCBI's taxonomy places the organism in Eukaryota, Metazoa, Mollusca, Cephalopoda, Sepiida, Sepiidae. The record is from the annotation of a GenBank genome assembly.